Molecule: messenger RNA, 441 nt
Organism: Brassica oleracea var. oleracea
Lineage: Eukaryota; Viridiplantae; Streptophyta; Magnoliopsida; Brassicales; Brassicaceae
Product: 30S ribosomal protein S18, chloroplastic-like
Exons: 3
Coding region: 1-441 (146 amino acids)
Source: RefSeq, a predicted model, not a curated record
AUGACUGCUUCUUCGUCAAUACAUAGAGCUAUUAGGCAACAGCUGAGAGCAGCAUGCUACGAGGUCCGUGAGCAAUUCAUAACCAAUUCGAAAAAGAAACGCGAGUUUCGAAAACAGAAACGCGAGUUUCCAAAACAGAAACGCGAGUUUCCAAAACAGAAACGCGAGUUUCCAAAACAGAAACGCGAGUUUCCAAAACAGAAACGCGAGUUUCCAAAACAGAAACGCGAGUUUCCAAAACAGAAACGCGAGACGCGAGUUUCCAAAACAAACAGAAACGCGAGUUUCCAAAACAGAAACGCGAGUUUCCAAAACAGAAACGCGAGUUUCCAAAACAGAAACGCGAGUUUCCAAAACAGAAACGCGAGUUUCCAAAACAGAAACACGAGUUUCCAAAACAGAAACGCGAGUUUCCACCAAGUUUCCAAACUGAAAUUUUAA